Molecule: messenger RNA, 4503 nt
Organism: Melanotaenia boesemani (Boeseman's rainbowfish)
Lineage: Eukaryota; Metazoa; Chordata; Actinopteri; Atheriniformes; Melanotaeniidae
Exons: 3
Coding region: 107-2971 (954 amino acids)
Source: RefSeq, a predicted model, not a curated record
GGCUAAAGGAGCUCAGAGGCUGUAAUCCCCGGAUGAAACCAUCAUGGCUGCCACUCGCUGAGCUGUCAAGCUCACCACAAAAGAAAAGAAACCUGAAAAGAAAGCCAUGGAUUCUGUGGAUAUUUGUGCAGCCACAUCCACGGGAGAUAAUAAACGGCGCGUCAACAAGAAGAAUAGAAACUGGCACAAACGGCUCCACCUCAGGAAGAGCGUCGUACAGCCCCCAGCUAUGCAAAGCGAAGAUAAGAAUGGACCAAAGAAGAUAGCAGAGGAGUGGGAGCAGACCACAGUGUGGCCUUCAUCAAAGAAGCCUCACCAGGAAGUACAGCAGAGUCAGUGCAUGACAAAUGACAGCGGAAAGACACUCAGGUUCACGUGUUCUCAAUGCAAGGACAACUUGGAAUAUGUACCAAAAGACUUAGUGAGACACUUUGAGGAAAAACACAGAGGGAACCCACCAGCUUUUCCCUGUUAUAUGUGUACCUUUACUACACAUGAGUUCUCCUACCUUCAGGUUCAUUUAUUACGCCACAAGGACACAUUUUCUAGCUGCAGCUUGUGCAAUGACAACAUUCAACGCACAUGGCCUGAAUUCAAUGCACAUUUAGCAAAGUAUCACUGCCCAAAUGGCAAAUAUUCAUGUGAAAUUUGCCAGAAAUUUUCCACAGGUGACGUUAGAGUGUUUUUAGAGCACAUUUAUGGACAUACUUUUGAUCUGAAAGAAGCUGAUGAUCAGCCGCUGCUCAGAAAGGACAAGAAUCAGCUGUCAUCCACUCAGAUUUCACGUUGUCAGUACUGUGGCUUUGAAGCGUCUCGGAAGUGGUUGAUUACGAAGCAUGUUAAAGCUGUCCACGUCUGCCAGAAUGGUAGCCAGAAAAGAGAGAAGAGGGGAAUUCAUGCCAUAGCAAUAAAACCAAACGAGUCAAUCCCCACAAUGAACUCCAGAUUAACAAGAAGUGCAGUGAAGGGUAUGUGCUGGCUAACGCAGGACUGCCUUUCCCUGCCAGGGAGAGAAUUCCUGGAUAAAUACUGCCAUCUUUCUGAUCCAAAAACAACACUAGAGGAGACUCAGCAGUUCUUGAUGAACUCUGUUGCCGGGGAAACCGAUGACCAGAAAUGGACCAAGGCUCUUAAAACUGUUUUGUCAAACGUUCCUCAAGAUGUGAAUCUUCACCCGAAACUGGAAAAUGGCAUUGUGUCAAACCCAUCGGAUCUUGCUGUCCUUACGGUCAAGAACAAGAUAACUGUAGCCCAGAAUGGUGCUACUUAUGCCAAAAGGUUAAAAGUGAUGACAUCCACCGAAAAGAGAAGCGCUUGUCCUGAAAGUUCAGCUAGUGAUGCUCAGUGUGCAGGAGACCAGAGAGGAUGCGAGUCAAAUUUAAAAGAUGUAACACCUUGUCUGCAGGAUGAAAGCAAACUCCAUAAUGACAUCUCAAUAUCUGUCCACAACGAGCCGUCUCGGUGCACUGGAAUGCAGGAAAACAGAGAAAACCAGGAAAUAAAGCAUGAUCAGGAAGCUGAGGAUCAAAGUGAAAAACUGGAGCGGCCUACAAAUAGAGAUGGGCUGCACGUCACCUGUGAUACGAAGCUGACAAAUGAGGGGGAAGAGAAGAUGUCCGUACGUCGAGCCUUGCCGAGGCGUAAGACGCAAAAUCAGUGGCGGAAAAGAAGGAGCAGAUUUAAAAAAGCGGGAAAAAAAUCAAAAGGGCAGACUUUAAAGAUGGUUCUGAAGAAGAAUCCAGUGAAAGUGAAGCAGUUUGUUUCACAAAGCCCUUUAUCUCCAUGUGGAGGUGGUGUGAUAGAUGGCCAUCCUGGACUCCCAUCUCCACGUAGAGCAGAGGAGGAGACGGUACAGAUUCUACAUAAUAAGCAGCUGGGAGAAAAGACCUGGACCAAGGGCUCCACCGCAGACCCUUUUGACCCGUCUAAAGCCAUAACUUCAAUUCUACAACCAGAGCCGGGGGAAGAACUUGCUCGCACAUGCUCUGUGAAGCCAGCAGCGCUGGAAGAUGCGACUGGAAAUGUACAGGUCAUUCUCAAAGACCAAGAAAUGCAAGCUGACGCAGAGAAGUUGCGGUGUUUCUUGGAAGCUGGAGCUGAACAGAGAUCAGCAGGUGGAACGAGCCAGACAGACCCGAGUCCUGCAUCACUGGCUGAGAAAGGGACGUCCCACGACACUGAGCAGCUCCAGAAAUCCCUCAGUGGUGCUGAUUGUUGUGUUUCAGAUGAGAAGGGUCCAGCUGUGGAUAGAGUGACUCAUCAUGGCGGCAGGUCUUCCCCUGUUUCUCCACCACAGGGUGAGAUGAAUGAGAAAGAUUCCUGCCUUGAACCUAUUGCACAUCAGAGUGAUCAGAUUAUUGAAGGGACAAGUAACGGAAAACCGGCCGCAAAUUCCGGUCCUGAUCUCCUCAGCAGCAUAUAUUUACCCCCAGGUAAAGCCAUCCAGCAGGAGUCCUCACCCGCCUCUGGGCAUCGGUGGCAGCCGGCCCCAAAACACCAGGAGAGGAUCCUGAAGCUAGUAGCCAUAAACCCCUCUCAGCUGGUAAAGCGUCCAGCGGGAGACCAGCCUGUCGUGGUGCUUAAUCAUCCAGAUGCCGACAUCCCCCAGGUGGCUCGGAUCAUGGAGAUCGUCAACAGGCACAGAGAGGUGCAGAAAGUCGUCCUGUCCCGCAGGACUCUGAACGCCCUCUCAGCUUUAAACGACGAGGUACCUGAAACAGACGAGCCGACUGAUUCCCCUGCUGAGCAGGGUAAUCCAUCUGUACAGGAGAGGUUUACGUUGAGGCUGAAAUUUCGCAGGUUGAACAGGAAAAAGUACGAAAUCGUGGGUGCAGUCUCCCCCUCCAGGGAUUUUGUGUCUAAGUUUCCCUGCUGGUUUUGCGGCAGGGUCUUCACGAGUCAGGAAACGAUGAUGGCCCAUCGGCAGCGACAUCUGAUGGAGUGGAAAAGCCCAAACUGUGAAAACUCAUAAAUGUCGUGCACACUGGAUGAAAGUUAUAACCUGGAAAAUGGACUCUUUGCAAUAAAAACAGAGCAAUAAUGGAAGCAUUUAUAUUUUUUAAAGUCUUAAUUGUGAUUUAGUUUUGAGAAGAAUCAAAUUUGUUUUACUUCUGGAGCGUUCACAUUCUCAGGAUAAAUAAACAUUUACUUUUUGUCUCUUCCAGUCUGAGUAGCUUGAUGCAAACUCUAUUGAUGAGUAACUAUUUGUAAAGCCACAAGAAUGGGGUGUUAAUAAUUUGGUUUUGUUUGUGUUUUGUCUGCGCAAUAGCUUUAUUUAAGGUGAUUUAAGUACACUGUCAUAUGAAAUCUUAUAGAACACUGUAAUAUGUAUAUUUGCCAUACCAUUUCACUUAUGGAUCAGUUUAUGUACGGGUAGGAUACACAGUGGUAGUUGUCAUAUUUAUGUUUUUUUUUUCUUUUUAAUGGGACGCAAAGACCCACAAUUUACUCAGAUAUACCAAAACUGUUUAAAAAAAAAGAAAAAAAGUGUUUUAUUCAAUAUUAUUUAUGACGCUUAGGUUCAUCCUUUAUAUGCUUCCUUUAUGCUUCUUUUUUGGGGGGGGUGCUGUUAAGAGGAAUCGGUGUACUAGUAGAUUCUUUUGUAUGAACUCCAAAAUAUGUUCAGAACAUGUAUAUUAACUGUGAGAGUUAUAUUUGCAUUGCAUUAAUUGAAUGGAAGCCAACACGAGUUGUAAGAAAUCGAAUCGAAGCCUGUGUUUUGUAAUAAUCUAAACUGAUAAAAUUUAAGAAAUCUGGAUUUAGAAAUUUUAGAUUUUUUUUUUUAAACCCUCCCUCUUUCCCUCUGUGGGUUUCUUUUUUUGACUUGAAGUGAUAAUCUUAUCUUUAAUUGCACUAUGAAAGGAGGAUUUAUAUUUCCCGUUACCUCACCUUGCCAGGCCUUCGCCUACAAUGACAAUCUUAACCAGUGUCCUAUUGUGGCUUGACAUUUCCUUGUGCAGCCAUGAUCCCUCAGUAUUCACAAAAAGGGACCUCUGGCUCGUUUGUGUGUGUGUGUGUGUGUGUGAGAUUACGUGUGAGAGAGAGCUAGACAGUCAAGGACCAUUGGGCAGAUACCUAAACUGUACACAAAUCCGUGUUUCUGGAGGGUCAGUAAUACUUUUUCAGUUUGGAUAAAGGAUUUAUAUUUGUACAUAGUCCCUUUAGAGGUACUGUAAACUUACCUGAGAAUUUUCACUAAGUGCCUGGUAAUUAUGCAACAAAUGUGCAUGAGUAUGAUAGCAUUACUUAUUAAACAGAUAAUAAAUAAAACAUUUUGUUCUGGUGGCAUCUUGUGACUGAAAACAUGAGCAGGUUUAACUCAAGAGGUUUAUUAAAACGAAAUGUACAAUUUUGUAUUUUUGUGCUCCCUGAUGUUUUAAACAAAAAAAGGUAUCCCUGCUUCUUUCUGCUGCAACAACACUUGUCUCAUUCCUUGCAUUGCUUUUAAUACACUGUUUACUGACUUGGAGAAAAAAAAACUUAAUAAAAACAUGAAUUAAAGUC